Messenger RNA from Oryza sativa Japonica Group (Japanese rice), 2210 nucleotides. Its product is annotated as MLO-like protein 1. Lineage: Eukaryota; Viridiplantae; Streptophyta; Magnoliopsida; Poales; Poaceae. The record is from RefSeq and is a predicted model, not a curated record. Gene Ontology annotation, cellular component: membrane. Gene Ontology annotation, biological process: defense response.
UCUCUCUGUGUGUCUUUCCCACCAUCUGUCGCGCCUCCAACGACUCUCGCAGCACACAAUCCAAAAAAAGAUCAAAGGAAACGGCAGGCAAAAGGCAAAGCCACGCUCUCAUUUCUCCGUACUCCGUAGUCCGUCCGUAGUAGCGACUACUUACUCCAGCGAGCAACCGCGCCGGUUUCUCUAGCUGUUUCCUUCCGCUCCUCCACCGCCGCCGGCCCGGGAAGGGAGGGAAGAUGGCGGCGGAGGCGGCGACGCUGGAGUUCACGCCGACGUGGAUCGUGGCGGCGGUGUGCUCGCUCAUGGUGCUCAUCUCCCUCGUCGCCGAGCGCUGCCUCCAUUACCUCGGCAAGAUGCUCAAGAGGAAGAAUCAGAAGCCGCUCUACGAGGCGCUCCUCAAGGUCAAGGAAGAGUUGAUGCUUCUUGGGUUCAUCUCGCUGCUGCUGACGGUGUUCCAGGGCCUGAUCCAGAGGACCUGCAUUCCUCCUCGCUGGACAGUCCACAUGCUGCCAUGCCAGAGGGAAGCGGUGGGCCCCGCAAAGGAGCACGUUGCUGCUGCUCAGAUCGUUGGCAGAAUUGGGAGGCGAUUGCUCAGUGAAGGUGGGGCGGGGGCAGAGCUUUGCCAGAAGAAGGGGAAAGUUCCAUUGCUGUCCCUUGAAGCCAUACAUCAAUUGCAUAUUUUCAUAUUUGUUCUGGCUAUCACACAUGUUAUUUUCAGUGUUUCAACUAUGCUUCUAGGGGGUGCUAAGAUACACCAAUGGAAACAAUGGGAGGUUGAAAUUCAGAAAGAUGCUGUGGGAAGUGGUCAACCAGGGCCUGCCAAGGUGACCCACGUGCAUCAAUUUGAAUUUAUCAAUGAUCAUUUUAAGGGCAUGGGCAAAGACUCUAAAAUAUUGAGUUGGCUGCAUUCUUUUGUUAAGCAGUUUUAUGGAUCAGUUUCUAAAUCGGAUUAUACAACAAUGCGUCUUGGCUUUAUCAUGACUCAUUGUCGUGGAAACCCAAAAUUUGAUUUCCAUAAAUACAUGAUGAGGGUCUUAGAGUCUGACUUUAAGAAAGUGGUUGGCAUAAGCUGGUACUUGUGGGUUUUUGUUGUGAUCUUCCUCUUGCUGAAUGUCAACGGUUGGCACACGUACUUUUGGAUUGCUUUUCUUCCCCUAAUUCUUCUACUAGCUGUUGGCACUAAGCUGGAGCACGUCAUAGCUCAGUUAGCCCAUGAUGUGGCUGAGAAGAACUCUGCAAUUGAGGGUGAUUUGGUCGUAAAACCAUCAGAUGACCACUUCUGGCUUGGGCGGCCAAGGAUUAUCCUCUACCUGAUCCACUUCAUUCUCUUCCAGAACGCGUUUGAGAUCGCGUUCUUCUUCUGGAUACUCACCACAUACGGGUUCAGUUCCUGCAUAAUGGGGCAAGUUAGUUUCAUCGUGCCGAGGCUUGUUAUCGGGGUCACCAUCCAGCUUCUCUGCAGCUACAGCACCAUGCCUCUGUAUGCAGUUGUCACUCAGAUGGGGAGCUUCUACAAGAAGGAGAUCUUCAACGAUCACGUGCAGCAGGGCGUGCUGGGCUGGGCACAGAAGGUCAAGAUGAGGAAAGGACUCAAGGAGGGAAGCGCUGGCGCCGGCGUCGCCGCCGAGCCGUCGAACGGCGGCGGCGGCGACACGGCGGGGCCUUCUGUCAAGAUCGAAAUGAUGAGAAGGGCAGCGCGGGAAGGCAAUGAUGAAGCUGGUGUAAGCAUAGAGUGAUGGGGGCAUGCAGCGUUGGUUAAGGUAUAUAGGUAGUGGAAUUGCUGUGUUGUGGAGCGUUUUGCACAAGAUGUUGUACUUCCUCCCUCUUAAAAAGAAUCAACCUAGGAUAGAACGUGACUUAUUCCUAAGACAACGAAUCUGGACAAUGUGACCCAUCCAGAUUCGUCAUUUCAGGAUAGGUCACAUUCUAUCCAAGAUUAAUUCUUUCUUGGACGGAGAGAGUAUGCUGUUUUGAUUUUGUGAACCUGGAAGGCUGGAAUGUUGCUGCGUGUGUUCAUGUGCUAUCGUUUUUAUAGGUAGCCUUUACAGCGUGGUGUUUCAUAUGGUAGCCUUGUGUUUCUUUUCUUUCUUUUCUUUUUUUUGGAAAAAGGCCUUAUGUUUCAUAUGGUACUAAGGUGAUAAUGUGGUGGUUGUGCCCAAAAGCACAAGUAACCUGAAUACUCAAGGUAAGACUCACUUAUUAGGAGAAGGUCA